Messenger RNA from Saimiri boliviensis boliviensis (Bolivian squirrel monkey), 5359 nucleotides. RefSeq names its product 5-methyltetrahydrofolate-homocysteine methyltransferase (gene MTR). Lineage: Eukaryota; Metazoa; Chordata; Mammalia; Primates; Cebidae. The record is from RefSeq and is a predicted model, not a curated record. Gene Ontology annotation, cellular component: cytosol. Gene Ontology annotation, molecular function: methionine synthase activity; zinc ion binding; cobalamin binding. Gene Ontology annotation, biological process: homocysteine metabolic process; tetrahydrofolate metabolic process.
UGAACGGCCCGUAACCUCUGUGUGGCUUAGAGCCGGAUGCAACGUCGUCCUUCUCUCCGGGUCCUGUCUUGGGUCCUUUCUCGUGCUCUACCGCGACUCCGUCUCGGGCCGCGCGUGUCUGGCCGCUAGGCCGGCAGCAAGGACUGGUCGGGUGCCCAGAAAGAAAGCACGUGCUCCAGCAGUUGUCGCGCCGCGUGUUUGCCCGUCAGCCCCGUGCCCAGCCCCGAGAGAGGCCCCAGGGCUCUGGGGGCGUUCGGGGCCCGGAGUCCCCUCGACGCGAGCCAACGGGAGGCCGUCAAACGACCCUGGGCCUUCUGUGGCAGGCCAGCCUGGCGCUGGCUGGCGUGGCUCUUGGCAGUCGUCACCUGUGGAUAGCGCGUCUUCCCCGCCGCGCCCUCGGGGCGAGGAGACUCGGCAGCAUGUCACCCGCGCUCCAAGACCUGUCGCAACCCUGCAGGUCUGAAGAAAACCCUGUGGAAGGAGAUUGAUGCCAUUCUGCAGAAGAGGAUUAUGGUGCUGGAUGGAGGCAUGGGGACCAUGAUCCAGCGGCACAAGCUAAAUGAAGAAGACUUCCGAGGUCAAGAAUUUCAAGAUCAUGCCAGGCCGCUGAAAGGCAACAAUGACAUUUUAAGUAUAACUCAGCCCGAUGUCAUUUACCAAAUCCAUAAGGAAUACUUGCUGGCUGGCGCAGAUAUUAUUGAAACAAAUACUUUUAGCAGCACUAGUAUUGCCCAAGCUGACUAUGGCCUUGAACACUUGGCCUACCGGAUGAACAAGUGCUCUGCAGAAGUGGCCAGAAAAGCUGCUGAGGAGAUAACUCUCCAGACGGGAAUUAAGAGGUUUGUGGCAGGGGCUCUGGGUCCGACUAAUAAGACACUCUCCGUAUCUCCGUCUGUGGAAAGACCGGAUUAUAGGAACAUCACAUUUGAUGAGCUUGUUGGAGCAUACCAAGAGCAGGCCAGAGGACUUCUGGAUGGCGGGGUUGAUAUCUUACUCAUUGAAACUAUUUUUGAUACUGCCAAUGCCAAGGCAGCCUUGUUUGCACUCCAAAAACUUUUUGAGGAGACAUAUGCUCCCCGGCCUAUCUUUAUUUCAGGGACGAUUGUUGAUAAAAGUGGCCGGACUCUUUCUGGACAGACAGGAGAGGCAUUUGUCAUCAGUGUGUCUCAUGCAGACCCGCUCUGCAUUGGAUUAAAUUGUGCUUUGGGUGCAGCUGAAAUGAGACCUUUUAUUGAAAUAAUUGGAAAAUGUACAACAGCCUACGUCCUGUGUUACCCCAAUGCAGGUCUUCCCAACACCUUUGGUGACUAUGAUGAGACACCCUCUAUGAUGGCCAAUCACCUAAAGGAUUUUGCUAUGGAUGGCUUGGUCAAUAUAGUUGGAGGAUGCUGUGGUUCAACACCAGAUCAUAUCAGGGAAAUUGCUGAAGCUGUGAAAAAUUGCAAGCCUAGAGUUCCACCUGACACUGUUUUUGAAGGACAUAUGUUACUAUCUGGUCUAGAGCCCUUCAGGAUUGGACAGUACACCAACUUUGUUAACAUCGGAGAGCGCUGUAAUGUUGCAGGAUCAAGGAAGUUUGCUAAACUCAUCAUGGCAGGAAACUAUGAAGAAGCCUUGUGUGUUGCCAAAGUGCAGGUAGAAAUGGGAGCCCAGGUGCUGGAUAUCAACAUGGAUGAUGGCAUGCUAGAUGGUCCAAGUGCAAUGACCCGAUUUUGCAACUUAAUUGCUUCCGAGCCAGACAUUGCAAAGGUACCCUUGUGCAUCGACUCUUCCAAUUUUGCUGUGAUUGAAGCUGGGUUAAAGUGCUGCCAAGGGAAGUGCAUUGUCAACAGUAUUAGUCUGAAGGAAGGAGAGGAGGACUUCCUGGAAAAGGCCAGGAAGAUUAAAAAGUUUGGAGCUGCUGUAGUGGUCAUGGCUUUUGAUGAAGAAGGACAGGCAACAGAAACAGACACCAAAAUCAGAAUAUGCACCCGGGCCUAUCAUCUGCUUGUGAAAAAACUGGGCUUUAAUCCGAAUGACAUCAUUUUUGACCCAAAUAUCCUAACCAUUGGUACUGGGAUGGAAGAACACAACUUGUAUGCCAUUAAUUUUAUCCAGGCAACAAAAGUCAUUAAAGAAACAUUACCUGGAGCCAGAAUAAGUGGAGGUCUUUCCAAUUUGUCUUUCUCCUUCCGAGGAAUGGAUGCCAUUCGAGAAGCAAUGCAUGGGGUUUUCCUUUACCAUGCAAUCAAGUGUGGCAUGGACAUGGGGAUAGUGAAUGCUGGAAACCUCCCUGUGUAUGAUGAUAUCCAUAAGGAACUUCUGCAGCUCUGUGAAGAUCUCAUCUGGAAUAAAGACCCUGAGGCCACUGAGAAGCUCUUACGAUAUGCCCAGACUCACAGCCAAGGAGGGAAGAAGGUCAUUCAGACUGAUGAGUGGAGAAAUGGCCCUGUCGAAGAACGCCUUGAGUAUGCCCUUGUGAAGGGCAUUGAAAAACAUAUUAUUGAGGAUACUGAGGAAGCAAGGUUAAACCAAGAAAAAUAUCCCCGACCUCUCAAUAUAAUUGAAGGACCCUUGAUGAAUGGAAUGAAAAUUGUUGGUGAUCUUUUUGGAGCUGGAAAAAUGUUUCUACCUCAGGUUAUAAAGUCAGCCCGGGUUAUGAAGAAGGCUGUUGGCCACCUUAUCCCUUUUAUGGAAAAAGAAAGAGAAGAAACCAGAGUGCUCAGCAGCACAGUAGAAGAAGAGGACCCUUAUCAGGGCACCAUCGUGCUGGCCACUGUUAAAGGCGACGUGCACGACAUCGGCAAGAACAUAGUUGGAGUGGUCCUUGGCUGCAAUAAUUUCCGAGUUAUUGAUUUAGGAGUCAUGACUCCAUGUGAUAAGAUACUGAAAGCUGCUCUUGACCACAAAGCAGAUAUAAUUGGCCUUUCAGGACUUAUCACUCCUUCCCUGGAUGAAAUGAUUUUUGUCGCCAAGGAAAUGGAGAGAUUAGCUAUAAAGAUUCCAUUGUUGAUUGGAGGAGCAACCACUUCAAGAACCCACACAGCAGUUAAAAUAGCUCCAAGAUACAGUGCGCCUGUAAUCCAUGUGCUGGACGCGUCCAAGAGUGUGGUGGUGUGUUCUCAACUGUUAGAUGAAAAUCUAAAGGAUGAAUACUUUGAGGAAAUCAUGGAAGAAUAUGAAGAUAUUAGACAGGACCAUUAUGAGUCUCUCAAGGACAGGAGAUACUUACCCUUAAGUCAAGCCAGAAAAAGUGGUUUCCGAAUGGAUUGGCUGUCUGAACCUCACCCAGUGAAGCCCACAUUUAUUGGGACCCGGGUCUUUGAAGACUAUGACCUGCAGAAACUGGUGGACUACAUUGAUUGGAAGCCUUUCUUUGAUGUCUGGCAGCUCCGGGGCAAGUACCCGAAUCGAGGGUUUCCCAAGAUAUUCAACGACAAAACAGUAGGUGAAGAGGCCAAAAAGGUCUACGAUGAUGCCCGAAAUAUGCUGAACACGUUGAUUAGUCAAAGGAAACUCCAAGCCAGGGGAGUGGUUGGGUUCUGGCCAGCACAGAGUGUCCAAGACGACAUCCACCUGUACGCAGAGGGUGCCGUGCCCCAGGCUGCAGAGCCCAUAGCCACCUUCUAUGGGUUAAGGCAACAGGCCGAGAAGGACCCUGCCAGCACAGAGCCGUACUACUGCCUCUCGGACUUCAUCGCUCCUCUGCAUUCUGGCAUCCGUGACUACCUGGGCCUGUUUGCCGUUGCCUGCUUUGGGGUGGAAGAGCUGAGCAAGGCCUAUGAGGAUGACAGUGACGACUACAGCAGCAUCAUGGUCAAAGCGCUGGGGGACCGGCUGGCAGAGGCAUUCGCAGAAGAGCUGCAUGAACAGGUGCGCCGAGAACUGUGGGCCUACUGUGGCAGCGAGCAGCUGGACGUCGCCGACCUGCGGAGGCUGCGGUAUCAGGGCAUCCGCCCAGCUCCCGGCUACCCCAGCCAGCCUGACCACACCGAGAAGCUCACCAUGUGGAGGCUCGCGGACAUCGAGCAGUCGACGGGCAUUAGGUUAACAGAGUCAUUAGCAAUGGCACCUGCUGCAGCGGUCUCAGGCCUCUACUUCUCCAGUUUGAAGUCCAAAUAUUUUGCUGUGGGGAAGAUAUCCAGGGAUCAGGUUGAGGAUUAUGCUUUGAGGAAGAACAUGUCUGUGGCCGAGAUUGAGAAAUGGCUUGGACCCAUUUUGGGAUAUGAUACAGACUAACUCUUUUCUUUUUCUUUUCUUUUCUUUCUUUUUUUUUUUUUUUUGGCCUUUUUUAUUCUUGAUGAUCCUCAAGGAAAUACAACCUAAAGUGCCUUAAAAAUCACAACAGAAAGCCUGUGCGCAUCUGGUUGACACUGCCUUGUAGAAGAAAAGCCUGAAACUCAGUUGAAUAGGGAAGUGUGAUCCUGUGGCAAGGUGAUAGUGUGAGAAAUGGGGCAUUUUAAUCCAAGCAGUUCCAACACUGGAUUCCGACGGGGAAGGAAGCGUAGCUCUGCCCUCUCUUUGGAAGACCUCGUUUUCUAAAGGCUGGAUUAAAUGGCUGCAGAACUCCCUUUGGCAAAAGCCAUGCCCUCGCCGCUUGCUUGUCAAACGCCCAAGCCGUUUGCCCCAGUGUGGUCAGCGGUCACGCCCUGGGCAUUUUCGUCCUCCCAUAACUUCACGUCAGUGCCCCUGAGGAAACAGUAAGGAGAUGGGGAAGAGAAAGCUACUGUGAAGGGUGGUUAAUGUCUUUUAAUUGUUUUCAGGAUUAAGCAGGAUCUCAGCUGGGCUCCGAUAUCCUGUGCAGAGUUGGCAGGUGGGCAGCAUAGUGUCACUCAUUUCUUACCAUCUUAUUCCCCUCCAAUUCUCGAUAUAUUCAAUAAUGAAGAAUGCUGCCACCACUCAAGCAACAAGCCUCAAACUCACCCAUGCCGUCUUUUUCUUGGAUGAUUGCAUUAUCUCAAAAAUGUGCAUGCAAUUACACACUCAGAUGGUGGUGUAUACACAAGAUGGUGGUGGAAAUAGUCAGGAGAAGGUCGCGUUGAGUCCUGAUUUGAGAUUUGAAGGAUGAAGACCAAGAAGCAAGGGAGGAACAAAUGAAGAACUCUCUUUGCUUAUGGAUAGGAAUAGUAAAGAUUACAAAGGUAUCAGAUCUCCCCAAAUGGAUCUAUGGAUUUAAUACCAUUUUCGGCGGAAAUUUCAACCGAGAUUUUAUUGAAUGAAACAAGCAGGUGUUUAAAUUUAUAUGGAAUAGCAAAGGACUUAAAAUUACCAAAUGCUUCUAAAUACACAAGAGGGGUUGGGGAGACACACCCUGUACGAUACAACUGUUCGCUUUUGGUUUUUUUGAGACGGAGCUUCGCUCUGGUCAUCCAGGCUGGAG